Belonocnema kinseyi is the source of this 2426-nucleotide messenger RNA. It is a transcript of the gene Lim1, whose product is annotated as LIM/homeobox protein Lhx5. Gene Ontology annotation, molecular function: RNA polymerase II transcription regulatory region sequence-specific DNA binding; DNA-binding transcription factor activity, RNA polymerase II-specific. NCBI's taxonomy places the organism in Eukaryota, Metazoa, Arthropoda, Insecta, Hymenoptera, Cynipidae. Gene Ontology annotation, biological process: regulation of transcription by RNA polymerase II; neuron differentiation. The record is from RefSeq and is a predicted model, not a curated record. The transcript is spliced from 8 exons. Gene Ontology annotation, cellular component: nucleus. Bases 121 to 1566 code for a protein of 481 amino acids.
GGGGCCACUGGAGGGGUAGUGGCUGGCACCCCCCGAAUAAGGGUCGCGACCCUCGGGGGGUCUUGUUGCGCACCCCUGCCCGUCACCCAGUCUCAUAACAUAGGGAGGUGCGGGUUGGCGAUGCUCCUAUCGUGUGCGGGAUGCGAAAAGCCAAUUUUGGACAAGUUUCUGCUUAAUGUUCUGGACCGAGCUUGGCAUGCAGAUUGCGUUCGGUGUUGCGUGUGCGGGACUGCUCUACAGGACAAGUGUUUCUCCAGAGAGUCGAAAUUGUUUUGCAGAAAUGAUUUCUUCAGGCGCUACGGCACGAAAUGCGGCGGCUGUCUCGAAGGAAUCAAUCCGUCGGACCUUGUGCGGAAGGCGAGAGACAAGGUUUUUCACCUGAAUUGUUUCACCUGUCUAGUUUGUCGGAAGCAGAUGAGCACUGGAGAAGAGCUUUACGUCCUGGACGACAAUAAGUUCGUCUGCAAAGAGGACUAUUUAUCGGGAAAACCCUUACCAGUCACGCAUCAUGUACAUGGACACCAUGGAGGAGACUCUUUGAUGGGUUCAGCAUCAGAAGACGAAGAGGAUGAUGGUAGUGGUGUUGGUCACCAACACCAUGGAGGUGUCGGUGGACCCCAUCUGGGACCACACAACUUGGGAUCUGGUGGUCCGGGUAGCCAAGGCGUUGGUCACGCUGGCGAUUUACCUCUCGGAAGUGAUACUUGCAAGCAAGAGGAUUCCGAGGAUCAAGGUUCCUUGGACGGUGACCCGGAAACUAGAGAUAGUCAGACAGAGAACAAGAGUCCUGAUGGUGGUGCUGGAGGCGGAAGUGGUGAUGGGGGUGCAGGAUCCAAAAGACGGGGGCCGAGGACAACUAUAAAGGCGAAACAGUUGGAAAUCCUGAAGACUGCUUUUUCGCAAACUCCGAAACCCACUAGGCAUAUUAGGGAAAGCCUUGCUAAAGAAACAGGGCUUCCUAUGAGGGUGAUACAGGUUUGGUUUCAAAACAAGAGAAGUAAAGAGCGGAGGUUAAAGCAGCUGACGUCGAUGGGCAGGAGUCCGUUCUUCGGUGGCACCAGGAAGAUGAGGGGAUUCCCAUUAAAUUUGAACCACGGAGCCCUGGGCGGUGAGGAUGGCCCGCCCCCAGGAUUCCCAUACUUCGCUGCCGACAAAUUCGAGUUUGGAUACGGUGGACCCGUAGCGUUUCAUCACGAGUUCUUCGGCGGACACCCACCACCCCACCCUCAUGGACCACCUUUUAGUGGACCUGGAAAUCCUGUUGCGAAUUUGUUUAUGACAGGUUUGGACCCAGCGAGUAUAGCUGGAAUGGCUGCGGCGGCGGCAGUGGCAGGGGAGUAUCCUCCACCUGGUGCUGGAGGCGGACCUCCUGAAUUUCUCACGGGGCCCCCAGGUCAGGGGCCCCCAGCACCCUCGGGCGGCAGCCCUGGCGAAUUCCUAGCACCUCCAGGUGGUGGACAGGGUAAUCCCAGCGGGGGUGCAAAUGCGGGCGGCCCGGGUGGAGGGGGCGCCGGGGGCGGAUUUCCUGAGCCGCACCAGAUGCAGAGCGAGGGCCUCGUCUGGUAGGAUGUGGUUUCGUUAAAGUUUACGUUCACAUUUAAUUAAUUUCACGGCAACGUUGUUAUGUUGCGAAGAGCUCGAGUACCUAAACGCAGCGAUGAAUCGCGCAAGUCGAAUCCAGUCGAAAUGAGCUUGGCUUGCCCCUUUUUUUUGGAUCUGUUUGAUAAGAAUUUUACUUCAAAACUGACAUCUGACGCGUCAGUGAUGUUCCUUUGUUUUCAUUGUAAGAUAGGCCGAACACUGCAAUUAUUGAUAUUAUAAAUAUAUUGAUUUUCAUUAUAAUAUUGCGAAUGAUUAUUUCGUCAUUGUCAUUAUUAACAUUAUUAUUAUUAUUAUUAUUAUUAUAUAAAAUAUUAUAUUGAUAUUAUUAUUGCUGUCGCUGAUAGCGACACUUUAUUAUUAUUGUGUAUAAAAAAUUUGAGACUUUAUCGUGUAAUAUUGUACAAUCCCCUGUUGAUUAGUUUGACACGUUGAUUUCAUAAGCGUCCUGUAGAUAAUGCUGUUACACGCUACAAACACGCACAGCGAGUCAUGUACAAAAGUACAGUGCACAAACGUAUACAUACGCAAACACAUUUACACACUCACACACUAGACAAAAACACCCAAAUGAAGUACUAAUUUUAUUGGUAAAUAUAAAUAGGAAUAAAACGAGUAUCCGAUAAGGAGACUUUUGAUGUAAAUACACAUGCAAAACGUAAAGCUGUAUUGAUGAAGUAGAGGAAUAAAAAGAGAGGAAGUAUAAAAUAUAUAUGUAUGCAUAUACAGAAUACAUGCUGAUGUAUGUACACGACACACGAGACACUUCGCCAUGAUGCAUAUUGAUUAUAAAUAUGAUUAUAAUAAACAACCUCGUAUUUCCGUAU